Molecule: messenger RNA, 1548 nt
Organism: Laccaria bicolor S238N-H82
Lineage: Eukaryota; Fungi; Basidiomycota; Agaricomycetes; Agaricales; Hydnangiaceae
Exons: 9
Coding region: 1-1548 (515 amino acids)
Molecular function (GO): 5'-flap endonuclease activity
Source: RefSeq, a predicted model, not a curated record
AUGGGAAUCCCUAAUGUUUGGAAGGAACUAGAACCGCUGAAGCGUUCAGUGUCCCUUGUUGAAUUAGCUGUUAGAGAAGGGUUUUUAAGAAACGCACGAAAAAAUCGAACGCUAGUAGUGGGAAUUGAUGCAAGUGUCUGGAUUGUAGAAUGUCAAGCAGUGUUCUAUGUGCGUGGCCUGCACACACAAGCUGGUGAAAACCCAGAGCUUCGAACGCUCUUCUUCCGCCUGGCACAUCUCCUUCAUUAUCCGAUCACUCCAAUAUUUGUUUUUGAUGGACCCGAGCGACCAAACUGCAAAUGUGGCACCACAGUCAAGAAAAAGGACCACUCGGUUGUAAAGUAUUUAAUCAAGCUGAUCAAAGAUUUCCGUUAUAAAUUUCAUAUGGCCCCAGGGGAAGCAGAGGCAGAGCUCGCAGAACUCGAGAGACAUGGAAUCAUUGACUUCGCUAUUACAACAGAUAGCGACUACUUCCUUUUCGGUGGAACGCGGCUUAUCAGAAACCUCCACAUAAAGACACCCGGCGACGAUGAUGCUGAAAUUUACGUGACAAAGGACACUGCCGCUAUGGCAGCUGAUUACGAUACUGUCGGCCUGCCAGGAUGUGGGAUUGUCACGGCGGUUACGCUAUCGUCUACCCCUUUGGCUGCCGACUUGCUCGCAGCUGCGGAAGGCUCGACGGAAGCAGAGCUUGAGCUUUACAUUCCAGAGUGGCGAUCCCAGCUGCGGAAAACCUUGAUCACCAAUCCUAACGGUGACCUCCCAAACCAUCGCACUACCCUAGCAAGCAAAAUUCCUGACGACUUCCCAAAUCCUCACGUUGUUUACCUUUAUGCCCGCCCUGUUACAUCCUGGUCAAAAGGAGGCUGCGGCCCUCAAUUUGACAAUCUUCAACCUCAGUUCCCUGAUACAGAACAGCUUGCUUUCCAUUGCGAGCGCCUGUUUGGAUGGGGGACAACCAUUGUUGACAAGUUUCAGCGCUAUGUCUGGCCUGGCUACUGCAUCCGGACUUUUUCUCAAUCGUUAUUAACACCGUCAUCAAUCCGUCACAUCUACAAACAGGACAACAAGUUCAAAUCAAAUUCCGCCUUUGAAUCCUACGGCAUCGAAAUGUGGCUCAGACCUCUCCCUGUUGUUGCGCUGAGUGGUGCGCGACGAGCACUUGAGGAUGAAAAUGCUGUCGUGAAAGGUGAUGCGACCUGCACAAGCCUCGACGUCUGGGUACCUGGACCGAUCCUUCGAAAUGCAGCCCCAGCUGUCGUUGAUACAUUUCUCCGCAAUGCACCAUCAAGAAUGAAGAAGGCUACUGUUGCCACCGGUGUCUAUGUACCGCUUUUACCUGCAAUCCCCAACCCUACCCCCACGACUACCCCAGGCUCAAUCAUCUUUGACCAAGGCACUAGCAUGCAAAGCAGUUCAAAACUCGACAACGCGCUCUCAAAUGAGGUUAUUGAGCUUAGUGACACUAGUAGCUACCACUUUUAUGAUAAAAUACAGGCAAGUGCCUGCACACCGACAUCCACACUGCCUAAUGAAUUUAUGAAAUGA